Messenger RNA from Oncorhynchus masou masou (cherry salmon), 5874 nucleotides. RefSeq names its product pappalysin-2-like. Bases 1 to 5415 code for a protein of 1804 amino acids. Gene Ontology annotation, biological process: cell surface receptor signaling pathway; proteolysis. The record is from RefSeq and is a predicted model, not a curated record. NCBI's taxonomy places the organism in Eukaryota, Metazoa, Chordata, Actinopteri, Salmoniformes, Salmonidae. The transcript is spliced from 23 exons. Gene Ontology annotation, molecular function: metalloendopeptidase activity.
AUGUUGUGUCUCAGACUACUGGCUGUUGUCCUCAUAAUGAUCAACACAUGGUUGCUAAACACUGCUCAAUCAGAUCAUAUCCAAAAGUUCAAACGCACAUUGGCUCAGAGAGCUGACAGUGAAGUGGCUCACUUAGCAAGUGAACAGUGCAGGUCCACAAGACAGCCGAGACAAGUAACAUACUCAGCAUCAGUUCUACAUCUCCCUCCAGUGGCUCACCCAAGGAGAUACACCACAAGGCAAAGAGGUUUCUAUCAUAUAGGUCCUCUUGAGAAGUCCUCUUGUUCAGGUGGGUGCAAUUAUGAUGCUAAUUCUAACCCAGGACUGCAUAGUGCCUCUCAUUGGGGCAAUGGUGAGAAGAAGGUUAAUCGGGGAAACUGGGAGGCACUGCUACCCAAAGACAAGAAGGAGAGACAUGUUAAGAGUAUGGGGAUGGUCAGUUCUCCUCACCUCGACUCCAGUAGAAAGCCUCCCAGUCAGCCUGAGGUGACAGUGGAUUCAAACAGUGACAGUGACAAACCAGAGGUUGAUGGUGUGCGCUCUGAGGGCUCAGACAAGCAGUUGCCGCUCAAGAAGCAGCAGAGAGUUCCGACUGACACGCCCACCUUCCACAGAAGGGUCCGCCGUAGCCCGGCAGUCUCCAAUGGUGAAGACAGUCGGGCAGCUUUCCCUGAAAGCAUAGUAAACUCCCGGGGGAUAUUCCCUACGUUUCGACAGCACAGUGACUAUUCUGCUGAGAGUGAGGACUACCCUGGGGAUCAGGAGGGACCACCUAACCCCGGCCCCGCCAGAAUGUUGUGGGGUGCCCAGAUCCCAGAUGUCCACCCUAAGUGGAUGUCUGCUUUGUACUUUAAUGGACAGAAGGAACAACUGAGGGUCAAUCCAGCAGCUGGUAUUCAGCUUCCUCGGGCCAAGUUCAGUGUUGAAUUGUGGGUCAAACCAGAGGGUGGGCAGACUAACCCAGCCAUCAUAGCAGGGGUUUUUGACAACUGCUCCUACUCCUUAAGUGAGAAAGGAUGGUCAGUCGGUAUUCGGACAGUAGAACCCGGGGGGAGAAAAGAUGCCAGAUUCUUUUUUACACUUCGUACCGACCGCGCUCUCAAAGCAACGACUAUCUAUGGGCAUCAGCGCUACCACCCUAACUCCUGGACUCACCUGAUGGCCAGCUACAAUGGUCACAAUAUGACCCUCUACAUAGAUGGUGCCAAGGUUGCAGAGAGCCGUUUGCAGUCUGGUAACCUCUACAGCCCGUUCAUGGAGACCUGUCGAACACUUCUUCUCGGUGGGGACCAGUCAGACCUUGGGCACAACUUCCGAGGGUACAUCGGGGGGAUUGUGUUAUGGGUGCUUCCUCGCACUCAUGAGGACCUCCUGAAAGGACGCUCUCAGAUUGAUAAGAGGGAACCAAACCUCGCUCUCUGGGCUGACUUCUCUGAGGUAGAGCAACAUUGGAGUCCUCAUAAGGACGGCUACCACCCGUCCAUAGUCAUUAUCCCUAUCCCUGAGCUGGAACAUGUGUCCCCCUUUGUGCCCCCUCCCUGUGGAUUAACAGCCUGUGACAACACAGAUAUCAUCCUCGGCUACAAUAACCACUGGCAGCUGCGCACAGAGAAGAGGAUCCGCUACCGCAUUGUCAACAUCUGUAACGACGACGGAAGUCGUCCCACCGUCUCCCAUGCCCAGAUCCAGCAGCAGCACCAGGCACUUGUCGAAGCCUUCCGUUCCCACAACAUCAGCUUGGAGCUGAGCACGCAUACCAUCCAGAACACAUCUCUACGCCAGCGCUUCAUCCUCAGCAACUGCCGGAUCAGUAAGAUUGGUAACAGGCACUGUGAUGCGGAGUGUGACCACCCACUGACGGGCCAUGAUGGUGGUGACUGUCUGCGCCUGGGGCCCUGCUACAACUGGAAGAGGAGGGACGGGGUCUGCAACACAGAGUGCAACAGCAUCCACUAUGACUUCGAUGAUGGAGACUGUUGUGAUCCAGAAGGCACGGAUGUCCUGAAGACCUGCUUCGACCCAGAGUCUCCAGACAGAGCCUAUAUGAGUGUAAAGGAACUGAAAGAGGUGUUGCACCUGAGCAGCACAGACACCCUCAAUGUUUUCUUUGCCAACAACUCAGCCCGUGAAGAGUUAGCAGGGGCUGCAACCUGGCCAUGGGCAAAAGAGGCCCUCAACCAUCAGGGGGGAAUGGUGAUGAAUCCAUCCUACUUUGGCACUGUCGGACACAAUAACACAAUGAUCCAUGAGAUGGGCCAUAUCUUUGGACUGUACCAUGUCUUCAAGGGGGUCAGUGAGCGGGAGUCCUGUGAUGACCCCUGUCAGGAAACCACUCCCUCCAUGGAGACAGGAGACUUAUGUGCAGACACGGCUCCUACACCAAAGUCAAAGGCCUGCCAUGACCCUGGCUAUGUGAAUGACACCUGUGGGAUAACGCUCUACCAAGACACACCGUACAACAACUACAUGAGUUACACAGACGAUAACUGCACCAACCAUUUCACACCAAAUCAAGUGGCUCGGAUGCAUUGUUAUAUGGAUCUAGUCUACGAGAACUGGCUGAAAGGGAGAAGGCCCACCCCCAUCCCUCUCAAGCCCAUGGUGAUUGGAAAGAGCUCAGAUUCGGUCUCCAUUCAUUGGCUUCCACCUGUAAGAGGGCCACUUCAUCAAAGUUCUCCUACAGUGGAUAGUGUAAACUGCAGGGACUGUGAGGCAGAUGGUGUGUUCCAUCAGUAUGCCUAUGAGGCCACCUCGCCACGGGUCUGUGACUCCUCUGGAUACUGGACACCUGAAGAGGCUACUGGCCCUCCAGAUGUAUACCAGACCUGUGAGCCCAGCCUACAGGCCUGGAGUCCAGAACUCAGCCUGUAUGAUGCCAACGUGACGUCUCCCUGCCCUGAAACCGAGGGCUGCGUCCUGAUGCUGCGCUUCCUCCACCUUGUGGUCCCUGACAGCCUCACUGUGUGGGUCACCUACAUCUCAGCCGAUAACCAGGUGAUUAUCAACAUCGAGCUAAUAACAGACACAGACGAGUCUCUAGACAUGGGUCCACAGCACGUCUUCUGUGAUGUGCCCCUCACCCUACAUGUGCACACCGAAAAAAGGGUGGCAGCUGUCAAACUGAGCACCUUUGAUGAGAAGAUGGAGAUUGACGCUGUUCUGCUUACUUCUGGCCCCCAUAAUCCUCUCUGCUCCAGUUGCCAGCCUCUGAUCUACCGAGUUGUCCGGCAACCGCCGUUUUCAGGCGAUCUGGUCCAGCAAACUCUGCUUACAUUUACAGACAGUGAUAUUGAAAAGGACAUGGAGUACCAGUACAGAGUUCAGGUGGAAGCAGACGGUCUCCUCAGUGAGCUCUCCCCACCUCUCCUCUACACCCAUGGAGCUGCCUACUGCGGUGACGGACUUCUCCAGGGGACAGAGGACUGUGAUGAUGGCAAUCUGUUGGAUGGUGAUGGCUGCUCUAAGAAGUGCCACAUGGAGUCAGACUUCAACUGCAAUGGUGAACCCAGCCUGUGCUACGUCUUUGAGGGUGAUGGUAUGUGUGAGGAGUUUGAGAGGGGCUCCAGCAUACAGGACUGUGGUUACUUCACCCCUCAUGGGUACAGUGACCAGUGGGCCUCCACCGCAGCAGCCUCCCAUCAGGACCAAAGCAGCUGCCCUGCCCUGGCAGCCACCGGAGAGCCCUCGCUUACCAAGCUGUGCAAGCCCCAGUACCUGGAGAUGAAUGAGAAGCUGUCACAUGACAUAUGGGUUCCAUGCACGGCCCAGUCGUACACUCAGACCUACUACGAUGAGGAAGAUACAGUAUGGCUAAAGGUGGGAUUUACGCAACCUGGAGUCGCCGCGUCUGUCAUCAUCUAUCUGGCCUCGGACGGAGCCUGGCCUGGAGAGCAGUGCAGGAAAACAGUCACCGUCCAACUGUGUGAUACUGGUGGCAGAAACCACUCCCUGGGUUCCUUUGAGCUGUCGUGUCAGCAGAAUCCUCUAGUGGUGAACGUGACACACAACCUGAGUCAACCCUUCUUCCUGACCACCGCUGUCAUCCUCAACUUUUCCUCGCCCUUCGUUGCCGUGACGGGAGUCGCUCUGCGCACGUCAUGUCACUUCAGCGCAUUUGCCCUCACUGGCUGUUCACGGCGGCCCUGCCAGAUGGACACAUGCAGUCCUCCUCAGUUGGAGCAUGCCUCUGUCACCUGCAGCCCCGAGACAGAGAGGACUGAGACCUCUCACUGCACUGUCCACUGUCAUCCAGGUUUCAUCCUCGCUGUGCUCAGUGGCAAGGGUAAUCCACCCUUUCAGGUGGAUUCGACUAGGGUCUUACCACAUCAGCAAGAAACGGAGCUUCAGUGUCUAAAUGGAGCAUGGGACCAUGUUGUGAGCUGUCAGCUAAUUGACUGUGGGCCCCCUGACCAGUCUCACAUCUACUUCGCUGUCUUCAGCUGCCCCUGGGGAACAACAUUUGGCAAGCAGUGCUCUUUCACCUGCAACCCCCCCGCCAUGCUUCAGGGGGACAGUGAUAGGUUGGUGUGCCUAGAUGAUGGUCUAUGGUCCUUCCCUGAAGCCUACUGUAAGAUAGAGUGCCCACAGCCUCCUACAGUACCUAACGCCAAGCUCCUAGUACCCCAGUGCAAUGGUACAGGACAUGAUGUGGGUACCGUAUGCCGUUACAAAUGUAACCCAGGUUACUAUGUUACGGCCAGCCUCAACACAAAGUCAAGAAAGAGGAGGUUUCUGAAGGUGGAGUGUGUAGAAGGGGGCCAGUGGGAGGAGGGGGGCUGUGAACCCGUUCCCUGUCCAUCUCUGCCUGCUGUCUUUGAGGGCAUGUACACCUGCACCAAUGGCAGGCACUACAACAGCCUCUGUACCCUCCUGUGUCCCCACGCCUCAGAAAACCACACAAUUCGCUGCACUAAAGAUGGCAGGUGGACAGAGGAGUUCACCAUGUGUACAAGGUUAGCUGGAGCCUGCCCACCUCCGCCUGAUGUCAAUCAGGUUCAGUUUGCCUGUGACGAGAGUUUCAAUGUUGGUGCAGUUUGCUACCCAACGUGCAGUGCAGCCCUGCAUGACCCAGUGGUUUUAGCCAAUGGUAUCACAGCAGACAACGUCAAGCACUGGAUGCUGCCAGGCAGGGUUCAGGACAUCGUCUGCACAGGAAUGAUGAGAUGGCAUCCGGACCCCAAACUCAUACAAUGUAUCCAGUCAUGUGAGCCCUUUGGGGGAGAUGGUUGGUGUGACACUAUCAACAACCGGGCCUACUGCGAGUAUGAUGGAGGGGACUGCUGUCCAUCCACACUCUCAACCAGAAAGGUCAUUCCGUUUGGUGCCAACUGUGAUCAGGAUGAAUGCACUUGCCGUGAUCCAAACGCUGAGGAGAAUAAGAGUAAAGCCAAAUACUUGGAAGCAGGACUGUUAUGAACGAUGGAUCGUUAUGUGUGAACAGGGCCAAGGCUGGCUCACAAUGAAACAACACCAGAUGAACUUCACCCCUGGACAUGAUAUAUUUCCAUUUUGUUUUCCUAUUAGGGAGCAAUGAAGGUAAUCUCUUCUUAGACAAAUAUAAAAACUGUUUUAAUAUUGUAGCUUUUAGGAUUCCAACACAAUAACUAAUCUGUAAAGACAACUAACUUGUAUAGAAUAAUAUAUUUGGGCAAUCUCUAAUUUCGUAGAUGUGGUUAUGGAAGACUACAGUAUUAUAACAUCAUAUCACAUAAUACAUAUUUAUCCAUAUCAUAGGUACCUAACUUAACACUUUCUGCUAAGAGAGUUGUUAGAUGUAGCAGUUCUCAAUAAAUAUUCCAUGCAGAUUUUGUGUAAUCUUGUUCUGUGUGAUAUUAUACUGUACUUUACACUUGAUGUUGAAUAAACCGUAAUAAA